Thrips palmi is the source of this 3420-nucleotide messenger RNA. RefSeq names its product hornerin-like. NCBI's taxonomy places the organism in Eukaryota, Metazoa, Arthropoda, Insecta, Thysanoptera, Thripidae. The transcript is spliced from 4 exons. Bases 54 to 3185 code for a protein of 1043 amino acids. The record is from RefSeq and is a predicted model, not a curated record.
CAUGCCCGCUCAAAGGCGAAGCGGUCCCCGCGGCGCGGCCAGUUUCAGUGCGGAUGGUCAAGGGAGAACAAGCGAACCAGCGGCCACACUCGUACGAACACCCGCGGCUUCGGCUUUACCCGGUUUACGGGCACAGGCUCAGCAUGGCACCCAUCAAGGAAUCCGCCGUGGUCCUGCUGCUCUCGGUGUCGCUGAUGCUGGGGCUGGCGACCGCGUACCCACACAGGGGCUACCAUGACGAGGGGGACGUCCAGGCGCCCGAGAAGAACGUGAGGCACAUCGACGGCCUAGGCGUGCAGCAGGCGGCGGGCUCCAGCAGCCAGCUGGAGGAGGCCAUGCGCCAGAUGCAGGAGCAGGUCAAGUCGGCGGGCGGCACGGGCAGCGGCCGGUGGUCCGUCAGGUACUCGGAGUACUCGAGCGGCAGCGGCGGCGAGGCCGGCUCCAGCGGCGCGCCCAUCCGCGCCACCAUCACCGGCGAAGCCCUGGAGGGCGGCGACGGCGUGCUCGGCGUGGCCACCAACUGCCACAACUGCAGGAUGAGGAUCAGGAAGGUUGGAGGCGGCGCCAGCGCGGCGGAGUACGCGGGCGAGCAGUCCGGGGCCGGCGUGCAGGGCGUGCAGCAGGUGCAGUCCAGCCAGUCCAGCCAGCGGUACUACAGCAGCAGGGCCCAGGGUGGCCAGGCCGGCCAGGGUGCCUACGUCGCCGGCCAGGGUGCCUACGGCGGCGUCCGCUCCGACGCGGCCCUGGGCGGCAGCGGCGCCAGCAGCAGCAGGGUGGUCCAGUCCUCGCGCGUCGUUGAGUCAGCCGGCUACGGCGGCGCUGCGUCGCGCCCGGAGUUCACCGGCGUCGACGCCGCGGGCACGGACGGCAUCUCGGGGUCCUCCCGGAAGGACACCCGCGUCACCAAGUCGUCGUGGCAGCUGUCGGACCUGGGCUACGGCACCAGCAACAUCGAGGACAUCAUCAGCCGCCUCGACAGCGACAUGCGCGCCGGCCGCUUCCAGAACGGCAAGACCGUCACCACCGUCACCACCACCACGUCGGAGAACGGCAGCCCCCCCGUCACGCGCCAGGAAACGUUCGUCAAGGACGGCGUCGUGGACGUGGCGGCCCUCCCCGUGCCCGGCGCCCCCGACCUGGGCCUCGGCCGCCCCUUCACCAUCGGCCACUCCGAGGUGGAGGACCUGCUCAAGGGCCUGCGCGAGGACCUCCGCUCGGGGAAGACCCAGGCCGGCAAGACCGUGACCACCGUCGUCGAGUCGUCCUCGGUCAACGGCGGCCCCCCCGUCGUCAAGAAGAACACCUACGUGCGCGACGGCUUCGACGCGUCCGCCUUGGAAACGCUCGGAGAGGACGCGGCGAGGCUCGGGCUCGGCGCCGGCCAGCUUGACCUCGGCCAGAGCACCGGCGGUGGUUCGCGCAGCGUGUCCAGGACGACGCACAGCUCGUGGUCGUCGGGCGGCCGCGCGCCGCAACACGUGGACCACCUCGGCGGCGGCAACCUGCUGACCAACACGCACUCCAGGAACGUGACUUCCGUCUCGUCGUACAGCUCGGAGGGCAGCAGCGGCAGCGGCGACCACCUCGUGGACGGCGGCCUGAAGGGCACGCGCCGCGUGGACGCGCUGGGCGGCGGCCACCUCAUCCGCGACAGCGGCAGCGCUGGCGGCUACGGCUCCGCGACCUACUCGUCGGGCAGCUCCACGCUCAAGGAGACGCGCCGCGUGGACGCCCUCGGCGGCGGCCACCUCAUCCGCGACACGGAUGGCGCCAGCUCUCAGUCUUCUCAGUACGGCGCCGGCACACAGUCCUCCCAGUACGGCUCCAGCUCGUCCAGGUACGGAGCGAGCUCGUACGGCGCCGCCUCCUCGGGCUCGGAGUUCAAGGGCACGCGCCGCGUGGACGCCCUGGGCGGCGGCCACCUGCUCCGCGAGACCGACACCUACGGCCAGCCCACGCAGGAGACCAUGAGCGUGUCGCAGAUGCCCGGCUACCGCAAGGAAGACGUCCCCGUGGACGCCGGCGUGCCCACCUACGGGGGCACCAGCAAGUACUACUCCACGUUCCAGAGCGGCGGCAGCGGUGGCUACGCUAGUGGCGCGGCCGGGCAGCAGGCGGGCGUCGCCGACGGCGCCGCAGUGUCGUCGGACGGCUCGUCGAGGACGUCGUCGUCGUCGACGUACAAGAAGGUCGUCACGUACAGCAGCUCCGGCAGCACCAGCGGCAGCAGCGGCCUCAACGAGGAGCGUGACGUGGACCGCCUCGGCGGCGGCCACCUCAUCCGCGGCGUCCCCGGCGACGUGCAGCGCGCGCAGACCGACGUGGGCGGCAACGCGGCCUUCAUCGCGGCGGAGCAGAGCGGCGGACGCAUCCCGGAGGCCUCCGGCAGCUACUUCUCGUCGUCCUCGUCGUCCUACCAGAGGGUGGCCGGCUCCGGAGUGAGCGGCGUCAACCCCGCGGCCCCCACCGGCACCGUCGUGGUCCCCGUGCGCGGCACCUCGUCGUCCGGCACGGUGUCCGGGACCGGCUCGGCGUACGGCAGCAGGACGGAGUGGGCCGACGUGCAGGAGACGCGCGACGACGAGUUCCCCCCGCUCGGCCCCGCCACCCCCGCCACCCCCAGCAUCAAGCUGGGCUACGGCACCGGUAACGGCGGCUACGGCGGCCCCCCUGCCCCCGCCGCGUCCCCGGACGCCCCCCGCGGGGGCAAGCUCACCGUCUCCUUGAUGGACAUCGGCAUCCUGCCGGCCGGAAGCAGCGGCUCCACGCAGCAGCAGGUCUCACAAACCAGCGACAGCGGCUACGGCGCGGGUGGUGCGGGGUACUCGUCGGGUAGCUCUGGGUACAACUCGGCCAGCGGGUACAGCAGCAGCAGCCGGUACCAGUCGUCGAGUUCGCACGGCGCGUCAGGCAGCGGCUACGGCGCCACUGGUAGCGGCUACGGUGCCACUGGUAGCGGCUUCGGGUCUUCCGUUUCCGGACACGACAGCGGCUCCAGGGCCUACAGCCGCCAGUACGCGUCCAGCGCGCCGGUGUCCUCGCACAGCGCGUCCUGGUCCUCGCACUCCACCUACUCCUCGGGCACGCCCGGCUCGUCGUUCGGCUCGUCGUACGGCAGCGAGGGGGUCAAGGGGCAGCGGAUGACGCGGGGCCAGCAGGCUCCCGACUGCGACGGCACUGCGUAGUGCAGCGUAGUUCCCCAUCGCCUCUGAUCUCUCUCAUGGCGGUCUCAGAUCGACAACACGCAUCGGACAAACAGAACCCCCCAUUUGUUGUUAAACCAAAUUUUCAUCCAUCAUCAUCAGCACACUCAUCACUUAUUUUGUUUCAUCUCUGUCACCACUGCAUUGUCUUUGUCAGUCACGUACAUGUUAUUAUGUAUUGGCAUCUCGAAUAAAGGCUUCGACCAAAACGCUUCGA